UCCCAGUAUGCAAGGCAUCAGGGGAGCCCUGGCGCCUUGCGAGGCCGCUCUCCCUCGGUGGCAGGGCGGCUAGUUCAAGUUGCCAUAGCGGCGGAGGUAGCGGGCUGUUGGGCGGUUGAGAGGUCCCGUGACCCGAGAGCCGGCGGGUGUCUUUUGGAAAGGGAGACGAGUCGCCCGCUCUCGUGGAGGCGCUGGGAGAGACACGCUUCGGGUCCAGAACGUGUGAAUGCAGCCGAUGCGUGUUGAGUGUCCCGGGAGGCGUGUCAGAUACAAAUGGCAGAUUCCUCCAGUGGUUCUGACCAUGCGCACUGUAGAAUCGGAAGACGGGGUCCUGUUAGAGCAACCAGAACUCAAAAUCAUGGUGUUGAAGAAGUCACAGAGAAGAUCCAUACUUUAGCAAGCACUUUGCAGGAUACCAAUCGCAACCUGAGACAUGUGGACCAGAUGUUAGGCCAGUAUCGAGAGUACAACAGUGAGCAAGCAGAAGCAAUUACAAAUCUUAAAGAAACAUUGGAACAAUCUCUAGGCGAAUUAAGGAGCCAACGUGCAUUGAGAAAUUCGGGUAUAAGAAGUGCAUCUCUUUCAAGUUUAUAUGCAAGUGAUCUGGAUAGUACUGCUCCAGAAGGUCGUCACUUCCAGCCUACCUCUCCCCUCAAGGACUAUGGUGCAACGUUGGGUGCUAGACAGCGCCGGUCUCGAUCUGCUGUUCGAUUUGUUGAUCGAGGAGAUAACAGAGACCAGUUGCACUCUUUACACCAGUCACUUAGAGACCUCAGCAGUGAACAGGUUCGUUUAGAAGAUGAUCUCAGCAGAGAGCUCUCAAGAAGAAAUCGCACUGAUGCAGAAACAAAAAGGAGGUUAGAAGAUUUAUGUGACAGAGUCAAUGAAUCCCAAAGACAGGAAACAGUAUCGGAACGGGUAGAGAGAAGACUCCAGGAGAUAGAACAAGAAAUCCGCUCAGAAAGGCAGCUGGUAGAAAGACGCCAGGAUCAACUGGGACAUAUGUCUGUUCAUCUCCAAGAGGCUUUAAAGCAACAAGAUGCUAAAUCUAAUGAAGUAGACAUGGCAUUAAAAAGUAAAAUCUUGAAAAUAGAAGGUGAAAAAAUCAAACUUGAACAGGAUUUGGAACGUUCCCAGAGGAAACUGGAUCAGUCAGAAAACAGCCGAGAAGCUCUUCUCCACCAGAUUGAGGAUCUCCGUUCCCAACUCCUUAGAGCAGAAGAGGAGCGCCUGAAUCUUCAUCAUCAAAUUUCUCGGGUUGCCAUACAUCAGAGCCAGCCAAAUGAGCAGGAAAAUGACAGGAGGAAGCAAAGAGUGACAGAGAGGACUGAUCCAGGGAAAACAGAGAUGGAGAAAGAGAUCUGGGAACUGAGAGCAAAGCUAAAUCACAGUGCUGUGAUGUCAGAAAUAGAGGAAUUAAAGCGAUGCAUAGAGCGUAAGGACAAAGAAAGAGCACAGCUUGGACUGCAAAUAGAGGUUUUAACCUCUGACUUGGAAAAAAGGGAGACCCAGCAGCAAAGGAUGUUGAGCCAGUUGAAAGAGAUACAGAGUAACUACAGAGUCUGUGAGAACGAGCGUAGAGCUGCAGAACUUCAGGUCACAGAACUGGCUCACCAAUUGGAAGAGAUGACUAAAGAAGCAGAGAGGUACCUAGCUGAAUUCAGACAAUCCGAAGUGCUCAGGCUAGAGAAUGAAAAGAAGAAGGAGGAGUUAAAACUGAAAGCUCAGGAAUCUAUUAGACAUUGGAAGCUAAAGUGUAAGAAACUGGAACAUGAACUAGAAAAGCAGACUGAACUUCACAGCCAAUUGAUGGAGAAGAACAAUGUGGCUCUUAAAGAAAAGGAUGACUUGAAGAGUCAGCUUCUUUCUACCAUGCACCAGAUGGAAAAUCUUCAGAAGGAGCUGACUGAUGUUCUUGAGAAAAGAGCCAAACAAGAAGAGGAGCUGCAUUGUAGAGAAGUAAAGCUCAGUGAAUCUAGAUCCCUACAGAUAGCUCUUGAGCAAGAGAUCAGGGCGGUCAGGGAAAAUGCAGAUAAACUGGACAGUGAGCUUCAAAAGCAGAGCCUAACACAGAGCCAGAUACGAACAGAUAAACAACGCUUAGAAGAGGAACUUUUAUCUAUUAACAUGAUCCAUGAAAAGGACCAAGCAAGAUUGCUAGAAAUGCAAGCAGCUAUAAAAAAUCUGAGUGCAAUUCGAGCUGAACUGACCAACCGAAUAGUAGAAGAGGAGAAAUCAAAGAAGGAGAUGCAGAAGACCCUGACAGAACUUCAGAAUCAACGGGAAUCUUAUCAGGAGGAGAUGGUUUCUGCCAGUAAGCAGCUGAAGUUGGAGAGAGAUGUCCACCAACAAGAACUGGCAGAACUUCACACAGAGUUGCAGCAGGUGAAAACAAAACAUGACCAACGUGUCCAAGAGAUGAUGAAGCUGUUCGGUCAAGAAAAGGAAGAAGCUGCUAGUCACAUUGGAAUGUUAAAGGAAGAACUUACAGAGGAAAGAAAUUUGGUAAAAGCACAUCGCCGACAGGUAGAAAAAAUGAAAAUGGAAUGUGAUAAGCUGACAGAAGAACUAACUCAUAAAGAAGAAGAAAAUAUAAAAUGUAGGAGAAAAUAUCAGCUGAUGAAACAGGAACUGGAUGGAAGGAAUAAAAGAAUAAAUAGUGAAGAUGAUCACCUAAGGAGGGUAGAAGAAGACAAAUUACAGCUUCAUGAUCAACUACGAAGUCUUCAAACUGAAAAGGAAUCCAUCUUUUCUAUGAUAGGAAGUGAAAUUGAUGCUGCUUGUGAAGUCCUUUCUCGCGAUUCGGUGGAGAAAUACACAGCAAUAUCACUUACACCCGGGGUACAGAAUGACCCUCAUCGCUGGUUAGCAGAAACAAAGACUAAACUCCGAUGGUUAUGUGAAGAAGUGAAGGAGCGAGAGAGCAAGGAAAAGAAACUCCGGCGUCAGUUGCUGCAGAGCCGAGACCAGUUGAAGCAAGUGACCUUGAGCAAAGAGACAGUGCACCGAAAUCUCAUUGGUCAGAUAGAAAAGCAGGAGCAACUCCUCAAAGAAGUUUACCAAGAAAAGAAAGAUCUAUUGGAGAAGACUCUCAGGAAGGAGGAAGAAAUAGGUGCUUUACAGGAACGAAUAACAGCAUUGGAAACAAGUACACGAGUGGCCUUGGAUCAUUUGGAGUCUGUUCCAGAGAAACUGAACUUUUUGGAAGAUUCCAGAGAUUUGGGAGGUUCUCACACUCAGACAGAAGUUAUUGCCGAGAGAUGCAGUAAAUACAAGGAAAUUGUGGGCUCUUUACAGCAGCAUUUGGAAGACUCAAAGCGCAGACUUGAAGACUUCAGGGAUAAGAAAACUGGGGCUGAUAUUUCUGCUAUACAAGGUGCAUCUUCCAACUGGCGAACCAAUACCAGCUUUAUGUCCAGCUCUUUGCUUUCCAAUUCAGGAUCAUUUACCAAAAGUACCAUUCCUUUGGAUGUAAAUAUUCCUAGAAAAGAUGCCACCAGCAUGGCUGUCAAUGGUGUGAAGCUAUGGAAAGAUAAAGAGAAGUACUAGAGCAACAAGAAUAUGCAAUUCAACUUUAAGAAAUACAGAUCUGCACAUUUUUAUUUUAUUUUAUUUUUUGGUUCUGGCUGCAGCUACGUACAGCUGUAUUUACAAAAACAGCAAAUUCCAUAGUUCAGCACAUGCCAAAUAUUGACUGAAAACAGCAUCUUGAUUGUAUAUCUAAAAUAAGGCAAGUUAUACCCUGAAGGUACAUCGUAUACUCUAAAAUGCCAAAGCCUCUUUUACUAUGGGGCACUAUGUCCUUCUGCUUUUUCCUUUACCAGUCCUCAACUUCUUUUACGGAGAUACAGAUAUAACAUUUUACAUUCAAAGUUGCAAUGACAUUUUAAAAAAUCAGGAAAUAAUUAAUAGACAUUUCUUUGUGUGUAAAUAAGAUGUUUUAUAAUUGAGUAUAGAGAUCAGCAUGCAGAAAUGGCAUUUUUCAACAAAAGAGGCCUCAAAAGUAUUAUGCAAUGAUUACAUUACUGUGAUUAAUAAUAGAAAUGGUUUAUAUCUGAAACAAUGAAAUGAAUUUCCUUCAGCACAGGCAAAGCUGAGAUUACAUUCCGUACUUCAAUCUGUUUGGGGCCCACUGUUUGUUGACCCAGGCUCAGCAAAGGACACAACUUAAUCCAGAUUUCUCCAAAAUUGGAAGAAGUUCAGCUAACUGUUUGCUAUGAACCACUUUUAUUACAAAGCAUGAGGAUAAUGUUGUUUCUGCACAAUAAAACAUCCUAAUAAUGUAAUGAAA
Messenger RNA from Anolis sagrei ordinatus, 4291 nucleotides. RefSeq names its product centrosomal protein 128 (gene CEP128). The record is from RefSeq and is a predicted model, not a curated record. NCBI's taxonomy places the organism in Eukaryota, Metazoa, Chordata, Lepidosauria, Squamata, Anolidae. Gene Ontology annotation, cellular component: centriole; spindle pole.